AUGGAAUAAAUAAUUUAGAAUGAUAAUUUAGUGUUGUUACAAUAAAAAAUAUUAAGCUAUCCAAAAACUAAUGAGGAUCUUAAAGUACUUCUAUUCUUUAAAUUAAGUCAAUUGCGUCAAUAAUAAAAGUCACUUAAAUUUUCACCAGAUUAAAUGAACUCUAUCAAUAACAAUUAUCGCAAGAAGGGUAAAUAAAAGUAAAUUGAUAUGAUUUUGAUUAGCUCUGUAAUUAUAUAGAACUUACAAAUUAUUAAUUUGGUGAUUAAGUUGAGCCAAGUUAGAAGUUUGCAGUUUAACUAAUUCUUAAAGGUCAAAUUGAAGUUUAUUAUUUGGAAGAAGGGUAUAUCUAUAAACAUGAAAAAUACCUUACAACCUUAAAUCCAUUAUUUUAUCUAGAGGAGGACUUUUAGUUUGAUAAAGUUAAAUAUUAGCAAAAUCAACUGUUAUACAAAGUAGCAUUUAAUGACUCAAUUAUACUAUUGAUUGAUAAGAAAGAAUGUGAUGAAAUUUAUAACUUUUAUGGAGAGAUAUUUUUGUUCAAACAUAGAACCUUAAGCAAAAUAAUACCAGGUUUGGGUGAAUUGAAUUCUAAACGAAUACUGGAGGCUCUGUCCAAUUAAUUUGAAAAUGUUAUUAUUCCUCAUAGCACUUAUAUUACUGAGUAUAAAUUACUUUUAAUUUAUUUAAGGGAAGAUCAAAUAGGAGAAUAUCUCUUUUUUUUAGCAUAAGGGCAUGUUUCAUUUUAGAAGAACAAAGAACACGUCUUUAACAUGGAGGAGAGUGGUAUUAUUGGGGAUGAAUUACUAAUUGAUCCAGAUUUGGAUUAAAAUAGUGUUUAAACUUAUUACUACUCUGUAAUUGCUAAGUCAGCAUAAGUUUUGCUAUAUAAGAUUAAACUUAAGAUUUUCACACGUCUCUUCCCAAAUUCAAUUAUAAGACACAUUAUUGUGUAGCAUAAAUGUAAUAGUAGCAAUUUGAUUAUUAGAAAAAUAAUUGAUUCGACUUCUUGUAGGAAGUAAACCUAUUGAUCAUAAAAAGUGUAAUACUUCACCAACUAAUCUUAUGAAGAAAUCUAAAUCAACAUUGAUUUUAACGAAGGGAUCAAUAAAAGCUUACGAUAAUGUAGACGUUUUAUUCUAAUAAUAUUAAGUAUAAAAUCCUAAUCCUAUUAGGUACCCAAACACAGUAGAGUAUUAAAAUUUAAUAACAAUUUGAAGGAAAAGUUUAAUAAAAAAUACAAAAAAACAGAGAAAAAAAUUACAAUUAAUGAAUUUGUAAAGCAAACUAAAUAAAGCGAUGAACCUUAGAUGAAGUUAUUGGAAAAAGUUGAGAAUCCUUAUAAUUUUGCCUCAAAUGUGAAUACAGAAGGGUUUCUAAAGAAAUAUUAUUCAAACCUAAUUAGGAUUGGAUUAGUAAAGCCGCCUUUGAGAAUAGCUCCUUAAAAUCAGGAGGCAAUCCAAAGAUCAAGAGUAAUUUCUGCUAUGAAAUUAAUUGAGCACACUCAUGAUUAAUUGAAACCAAAAAGAGCAACAAGCGCUGCCUUUGGAAAAGUAGAUCCUUUGCUCACAAUCAAUGCUUUAGUAUCAACAAAAGAGAGUGAUAUGAAUGUAAGUGCUCAAAAGCAUUUGGAGAAGAACAAAACUAUGACUACCUUCUAUCCAACACCAAGAACAUAAUCAUAGCCUCAAUUAGGUUAUCACAACAAUGUCACUCCCAGGUAUUCAUCUCUGAUGGAAACACCUAAAUGUGAUACUCCAUAAUCAAGAUCAACAAUGGCAAAAUCAACACAAAUGCUUUUUAGACCUUAUUCUGGUUUCAUGGAUCAUACUUCACGUUUGUCAUAACAAUCAGAAAUGAAUAAAAGAUUAAGGAGGCCAAAUCACCAUAUUUUUUGA
This is a messenger RNA of Paramecium octaurelia, 1895 nucleotides long. NCBI's taxonomy places the organism in Eukaryota, Ciliophora, Oligohymenophorea, Peniculida, Parameciidae. The record is from the annotation of a GenBank genome assembly.